Messenger RNA from Ostreobium quekettii, 2010 nucleotides. The record is from the annotation of a GenBank genome assembly. NCBI's taxonomy places the organism in Eukaryota, Viridiplantae, Chlorophyta, Ulvophyceae, Bryopsidales, Ostreobiaceae.
AUGAUGGUUGGCCAGGUCGAUGAGCCGUGGAGCAGGGCGAAGAAGGCGUGCCAGCAGGAGCACACCUCGCCCGUGUUCAGCCGCCUGGCCAGCUUCUGCACCGCGGACCGCCUGUCCGACGUGAGCCUGGUCGCGUCCUGCGGCCGGCGCCUGGCGUGCCACCGGGUCGUCCUGGCGGCCGCCAGCGACCUCCUGGCCCAGCUAGUCACCCAAGGGGAGGGCCGGGAGGUGCACUGCCCCGACGUGGACGGGGACACCAUGGAGGCCGUGCUGCGGUUCCUGUACUCCUCAGAGUCGCCACUCACGCCGGAGAACGCCACCGCCGUGCUGCAGGCAGCGCGCAAGUACGGCAUCGCGCCGCUGGAGGCCCUCGCCAGCGCCUUCCUGGCCGACGAGCUCAAUGUGCAGAACUGCUGCAGGCUGUUCGCGCGCGGGGAGAGCGAGGGCCUGCAGGAGCUCAGGGCGCAGUGCCUGGCGCUGGCCGCCGAGAGGUGGGACGACGUUCACCAGACCGAGGGUUUCCUUGACCUGACGAUCGAUCAACUGAAGGCCAUGCUGAAGACACCUGAAUUGACGGGGUGCAAGGAGGUGGACCUGCUGCACGCGGCCUGCACCUGGAUCCUGAGGGACAUCAGCCGGGUGAGGCACCUUGAGGAGCUGCUGGCGAUGAUCAACUUUCCACAGAUGUCUGUGGAGGAGCUGCAAUGCGUUCAGCAGCGGCUGUGCCUGAAAUACCAGCAGGCCCAGGAUGCCAUGGAGGCCACCCAGGCCGGCAGCAAGGACACCCACAUGAGCGACGCGCACCCGGCGACAUCCAAUGACCAGGAGCCAAAAAUGGACGCUGGCAGUGUGGCAGAGCCGAAUGGCAUGGCGAUCAAGCCUGAAGUCAUCGCAGCCCGGUCCCAAUUGGAAGGCUUGAUGGGCAUGCUCCCCUUGCUUCUGUCCUUACAGGCUGGCAAAGCAGGGGCCCGUCAGGUUGAGGGCUCAAAUGGAGAGCUGUCAGAGAAGAUGGAUAAGGCCAGCAAGGUGGGCCGCCGGCAAGAGUUGCUGCUGGCUCAGGUCCCCCAACAGAUGGCAGGUGCCCCUCUUUGCGGAUCUGCUGUGUCACAGCCCCAGCAGCAGUGCAAGGCAGCCGUGGCCAAGGGCGCCAUGUCAGGGGAUGCCACCAGCCAGAACUCAGAGAACCAGGCACAGCGGCAGGAGUGCUCAGAUGUGGUGUCUGGGACUUGUGGACUGCAGAACAAUGCAGAUGCCGCAAAAGAGGCGAAAUCUGCUUUGCAGACGCCUGAGAUGCCAAUCGACAUUGCCAGGGCACCUGCAACCUCUCUCAAUCCUCCAAGGACUGCCCGGUGUGUGUGUCAAGUGGAUGGCUGCAGCAACAACUUGACAGGCUUGAGGGACUACCACGUGCGGUACAAGAUCUGCGAUUACCACCUUAAAGUCAGCUCGAUCAUGAAGGACGGCUGCAGUCAGCGUUUCUGCCAACAAUGCGGAAGAUUCCACGAUUUGUCCGAAUUCGAUGGUAGCAAACGCAGUUGCCGCUCAAGGCUGAUGCGCCACAACGCCCGUCGGCGCAAACGCCUGAGGACCGAGACAGAGGCAUUCCAGGGUGCCUUGCAGGCUGCGAGGGCGGCGAUUCCAACCAUGUCGCCUCACCACCCCCUCAUAUGCCUCGUCAGUGCAUCGCCUUCCACCACCGGGAGGGGCCUGGAGGUGCCCAGGUCAGGUGCCUUGGCAGGGGCGCUCUUACCCCAAGCAGAGUAUCUCAGCGUCCUCCCCCAAGUCAGCCAGGCCCUGGCUUUCGCUGCCAGCACAGGCACACCGAUGGACAGCAUACUCAUCAACAAGCUGGCAGCCCCUGUGCACCAAGCGGUGGACAACAGCCUACGGGUGGUCCAAGCGGCUCCCGCCACUGACACAACAGCAGCAAUGCCGAAGAAUGAUCUGGCCAGAAGCCUGAUGGGAGUGGAAGGGGUGAAGGAAGAGGGUGCCCAGGGUGUGGUGCACUGA